AUGAAGUUCCAGAUGCCACGGCCGUCAGGUGGCCUCGGGCGGACGAAAAACAUCAUACACUUCGUACAAGCCUUCAUCAUCUUCAUCGCAUGGGCUUUGACCAUCGCGAUCUGGACGAAAAAGGGCGGCAUUGAUGGCCGAACAGGAUGGUACUGGGGACUGUGCUGGUUGAGUAUCCCCGGCCUAGUUUACCUGGUCGCAGUUCCGAUGUGGCCACGAGCCCGUCGCUUCGGUAAUGUCUACGCCUUCGCCAGUGUCGACGCUCUCUACACGAUCCUCUGGGCCAGCGCCUGGAUCUGCCUCGCAUCCUACGUCGCCCAGGGUAAAUCACUAGGCGCCGAGACCAAGUCCGACUCAGACUCAGACUCCAAGUCCAGCACCAAGCGAGCAACAGACAGCGACAGCGACAGCACCAAGACUGGUUGUGAUAACUGGCGCUAUGGAGGCGCAACCAAGUGCAAGCUGAGCGAGGCGACCACCAUCAUCGGUGUCUUCAUCUUCAUUCUCUUCGCGGUCACGACAUUCAUGUCCUUCCGCAACGUCGCGCACUUCCGUCGCACGGGAACCCUCCCAGACGCCGUCUCAGACCCCACGUUCGCUGCGCAAAGCAAAGCCGCCUUCUCAUCUAACCCAGCACACGACUUCGAAGACGACGAGGAUGACUUCCGCUCCGGCCGCGCUGGCAUGGGCGCAUCCUCGCGCGGUGACCAGGAUGAGGACUACGCUCUCCUCCAACAGAGUGAAGUCGAUGACAUGAGCAAUGCGCACGGCCGGUCCGCUCUGCAAGGCUCCUACGACCCCACUGCCCCUGCGCCUGGCGGCGUUCUCCACGACUACAACAACACUGGAUACGGUGGUGCGCACGGUCAACACUACAACUCCGGCCCGUCCGAUCAGUUUGCGAAUGUGGAAUACACUCCUUCCGAGUACACUGCGCCUUCUGGGUUCGGCGGCUCGUCUGUUGCAGGUGGAUAUGGAAGGCGGCCUAGCUAA
This is a messenger RNA of Penicillium olsonii, 993 nucleotides long. The record is from the annotation of a GenBank genome assembly. Lineage: Eukaryota; Fungi; Ascomycota; Eurotiomycetes; Eurotiales; Aspergillaceae.